AUGCCGGUGAUGCAGGUGAUGAAAGCAAUAAUGAGAGCCGCUCGACUCCUGGACAUGGAUAUCUGGGGUCCAAACUCAUCGAAUGAGACCAUCGAGCGCGCUAUACCCGGAACUGAGCGUAUUGGUGACGAGGCAAACUGCGUCGCUACCAAGCCUCCGUUAUGGGCGAUCAUGCGCCAUAUCUUGAUCAUGGAGAUGACCAAUUUCAGUGAUUAUCUGUGUUGA
Penicillium alfredii is the source of this 225-nucleotide messenger RNA. RefSeq lists its product as uncharacterized. The record is from RefSeq and is a predicted model, not a curated record. The transcript is spliced from 2 exons. The coding region runs from base 1 to 225 and encodes 74 amino acids. Lineage: Eukaryota; Fungi; Ascomycota; Eurotiomycetes; Eurotiales; Aspergillaceae.